Molecule: messenger RNA, 1384 nt
Organism: Hypoxylon trugodes
Lineage: Eukaryota; Fungi; Ascomycota; Sordariomycetes; Xylariales; Hypoxylaceae
Product: alpha/beta-hydrolase
Exons: 1
Coding region: 315-1295 (326 amino acids)
Molecular function (GO): hydrolase activity
Source: RefSeq, a predicted model, not a curated record
UCGUGAGGGCCGAUCCCCGUGAUUCACUCGGUCUGCUUGAUAAUCAAGUGGGAGAAUAGCUUUCCUCCGGCCAAUGUGGCCGUCUAUGCGAGUGAAGUCGAUCAAAGCGAGCAUAUUUCUGGGACUCCGAUGCGGCACGGAAUCGAGGUACUUAUAAAAUUUUUCGAUGGAAUGAAUUUGUGAUAUGUGGAUUAUAAAUCGUGAAAAGGGGGGGCUCUUGAUCUCCCCUGAAGAAUCAAGGUAUAAAUGUCUUCGACUAGGUAACACAUCAUGAAGAAUUAGUAGAGACCAAAACACAAGACAUUCUAAACACAAUGGCACCCCAAGUCCAAGACCCCUUUGACUCAAGCCACUCCGUGCUCGUCGGAUCGAACACAUGGGAGUAUCUACGCGCUCGACCCUCCGGGAAGCCUAAGGGAACCGUCCUCCUUCUUCAUGGAUUCCCUGACAUCCCUUAUGGGUGGAGGCAUCAAGUUCCCUUCUUCAUCUCACUUGGAUACCAAGUCAUCGCCCCCUACAUGUUAGGAUACGGAGGAACAUCUUCGCCAAGCGACGUUGACAGCUUUUCGCUCAAGAAGCAGUCGGAUGACCUAGCCGCAUUGAUCGACACGAUUGUGCCAGGCGAGCAGGUCAUCCUUGGAGGACAUGAUUGGGGCGCAGGUCUCGUCUGGCCCUUCGCGACCUACUAUCCCCAACUAUUUAAGGGAAUCUUCUCGGUUACAUUCGCGUAUCUCCCUCCAGAGACCAAGUACGUCGACAUCGCCGACCUAGUCGCCCGCGGCGUGCCUACAACCUAUAAAUACCGGCUCCAAUGGCGGGAACCCGCAUUCGACAGGACACUCCGCACCGCGGACGACAUUCGUCAAUUCUUGCUGGCAUGCUACGGCGCGAAAACUCCUGAUGGAAGGAGCGGGUUUACCCCCGAUGGUAUUAACCUCGAUACUCUGCCCCACUUGCGACAGCCUUCCCUGCUCAGCGAUGAAGAGCUCGAGCACCACAUUAAAGAGUUUCAGAGACGCGGGUUCCGAGGACCAUUGAAUUGGUAUCGCACGGCUAAGAUCAAUUUUGAGGAUGAAUUGCCGAUCGCUCAAGCUGGUGGGAAUAAGUUCAAAAUGCCGGUUCUGUUCAUUCAAGCGCGCAAUGAUCCGGUACUCAUUCCGGAGUUAUCUAAGGGUAUGGACAAGUAUUUUGAUAAGUUGACAAGAGCUGAGGUGAAUACCGGCCAUUGGGCUUUGAUCGAGGGCCCUAGUGCAGUGAACAAGGAGAUCAAAGACUGGCUUGCCACAUUUGAUUAAGAUAGGAGAGAAUGACGGGGACAGCACCAUUAUCAGAAGGCGGCAGAUUCUAUAGACAACAUAGUUUGGGAAAUGGCAAGGAUUUAUAU